Messenger RNA from Ailuropoda melanoleuca (giant panda), 2303 nucleotides. RefSeq names its product poly(A) binding protein cytoplasmic 4 like (gene PABPC4L). The transcript has a single exon. The coding region runs from base 876 to 1988 and encodes 370 amino acids. Gene Ontology annotation, molecular function: RNA binding. The record is from RefSeq and is a predicted model, not a curated record. Lineage: Eukaryota; Metazoa; Chordata; Mammalia; Carnivora; Ursidae.
UGUCUGAGGGAGGUGGGAAAUGUGUGAGAGGGGCGGGGGGAAGAAAAACAUUCUCAAAAAAAUAUGAAAAAGAAAACAUCCCACUUGGCAGCGGGUGCGCGGGAAGUUCAGCGCGCGAGUUCCGGGUUUCCCGCCAGCCGCCAGCCCGCCCCCCGCCGGCCGCAGCCCGGGUGAGCCCCCCAGCCCCAGCUCGGCCGCAGCCUGCUGGGCCGCGUCCGUCGGUCGGUCCGCUUCCCCUCCCCCAUCCGUCCAUCCCCCGGCGCCGCGCGGGGUCGGCGGUGCCGCGAGCGGCCAGGGUUUGUCAGGGCGCCCGCAGCCCUUCUUGGCCCCGGCCGCGCCUCGGCGGCGGCGCUUGCACAACUCGGCCCCGGGCGGGUUCGGGUCUCGCCGGGGCUGCGCCCUCCGCCCACACCGCGCGGCUGGAGCAGCCGCCUCAAACGCCACUUGUGGAGUUCUUCCCCCGGCGGCUGUAACUUUACACCAGCCUGAGAGAGGCCUAUUUUUAUUCAGAAACCAGCAACCAGAGUGUCUGUAGAGAACGCUCAGAUUGAGGGCCAGCCCACCACUUGAUGGUUUCUCACAGAUUGGUGGGGAAGGAACGUCUUGCCCUCCUGGCCUUUCUUUGAGAUUUCAGAAUUCUGCUGCCAGCAUACAAUUAGAGCGGAAUUAAGUUGCUUGCGGGGGCGGGGAGCUUUUUGAUGAGGCUGUUGCCCUAACCUGGAGGAGCUGACCCUGAACCCCACCUCUCGGCCUCUAAGCCCUGAUCCUGAGGCCAUCACGCAUGAGCCGGGCCCAGACCCUGGCCUGGUCACCUUCCUGCUGGAAUCGUUCCAAGAGCUGCUAGGGACAGGCUCACGGUGGGGAGGAGCAAAGAGAUGAAUGUAGAAGCCAAGUACCGCCAGGCAUCCCUGUAUGUGGGUGACCUCAGUGCAGAUGUCACCGAGGACCUGCUGUUCAAAAAGUUCAGCGCUGUGGGGCCUGUGCUGUCCAUCCGCAUCUGCAGGGACCUGGUCACCCGACGCUCUCUGGGCUAUGCCUACGUGAACUUCCUGAAGCUGGCUGAUGCCCAGAAGGCCCUGGACACAAUGAACUUUGACAUGAUAAAAGGCAAACCCAUCCGUCUCAUGUGGUCUCAACGUGAUGCCUACUUAAGGAAAUCUGGCAUUGGGAACGUGUUCAUCAAGAAUCUGGACAAAUCUAUUGAUAACAAAACCCUUUACGAACAUUUUUCAGCUUUUGGGAAGAUCCUGUCCUCCAAGGUGAUGAGUGAUGAUCAAGGCUCUAGGGGCUAUGCGUUUGUGCACUUUCAGAACCAGAACGCGGCCGACAGGGCCAUCGAGGAGAUGAACGGGGCCCUGCUUAAGGACUGCAGGCUGUUUGUUGGCAGAUUCAAAAACCGUAAAGAUCGGGAAGCCGAGCUCCAAAACAAGGUCAAUGAAUUCACCAAUGUUUACGUCAAAAACUUUGGAGACGACAUGGAUGAUGAGAGACUGAAGGAAGUUUUUAGUAAAUAUGGCAAAACCCUGAGUGUUAAGGUGAUGACAGAUUCCGGCGGGAAAUCCAAAGGCUUUGGCUUUGUGAGUUUUGAUAGCCAUGAGGCUGCCAAAAAGGCUGUGGAAGAAAUGAAUGGAAAGGACGUAAACGGACAGCUGCUUUUUGUAGGACGGGCUCAAAAGAAAUCAGAGCGACAGGCUGAGUUAAAGCAAAUGUUUGAGCAGCUGAAACAGGAAAGAUUUCGGAGAUGCCAGGGCAUGAAGCUCUAUAUUAAGAACCUCGAUGAUACCAUUGAUGAUGAAAAACUGUGGAGGGAAUUUUCUUCAUUUGGAUCAAUUAGCAGAGUCAAGAUAAUGCGGGAAGAAGGGCGAAGCAAAGGGUUCGGCUUGAUCUGCUUCUCCUCUCCUGAGGAGGCCACUAAAGCAAUGGCUGAGAUGAAUGGCCGAAUCUUGGGCUCCAAGCCACUCUACAUCGCCCUGGCCCAGAGGCCCUAGGAGAGAAAAAACUUCCUGCACCAGCCAGUGUUUGCAGCAGGCCUGGGAAUGAUAGUGAUCUCUGCCUGAAUUAUCCUUAGAAAAUUCCGAAUCCCAGCUGAUGGCUGCUUAAUUUAGUAAACUUUGUGAUAAAAGGUUUUGUAUACAAAGCUAUUUUUUUCUUGUGUAGAAAAAUAAAUGAAUCUUGGAAGCUUGAUUCAUUUUACAGAGACACAUCUUCUAAUUACAAUAUUGUAUAUUUCUCUGAUUUUGAUUUAGUAUUCAUAGCAAUAAGUAUAAUUAGAUAUAUUUUUAUUAUGUUUUAAACCAUCUGAA